This is a messenger RNA of Plenodomus lingam JN3, 102 nucleotides long. The record is from RefSeq and is a predicted model, not a curated record. NCBI's taxonomy places the organism in Eukaryota, Fungi, Ascomycota, Dothideomycetes, Pleosporales, Leptosphaeriaceae.
AUGAGUAUAUAUAUCGGCGUUGCGCCAGCCCUCCGAUGGCGCGACCCAUGGGGUGCAGCCGCAUCAGCAUACAACUUGAAGGCUUACGGUGGAGCUUGGUAG